This is a messenger RNA of Xiphias gladius (swordfish), 2655 nucleotides long. It is a transcript of the gene rspo1, whose product is annotated as R-spondin 1. NCBI's taxonomy places the organism in Eukaryota, Metazoa, Chordata, Actinopteri, Istiophoriformes, Xiphiidae. The transcript is spliced from 5 exons. Bases 316 to 1203 code for a protein of 295 amino acids. The record is from RefSeq and is a predicted model, not a curated record.
GUCUACUCCCUUUGCCAGCUCUAACACCAGUGUGAUGGCUUGUUGUGCCUCGAGCCUGUUUGGACUCUCGACUGCAGCAUCACCCUCUACUACACACAGACGCAGCAGCCACUAGAGUGAAAGAUACAGGGAGACAGAGGAGGGGGGGAAAGGGAGAUAGGGACCGAGAAAGAGAGCAGUACCACAGCAGAGAGGAGGGAUCAUCUGUCCCAGCAGCAGAGGGAUCCACCUGUCCACGAAGGAAAGGGGGCCCCCCCACCUGAUCCAUCUGGUUGCAGGGGGGGACCCUGCGUGGCCGGGAAGGCAGCAGGGACUAUGCAGCUGGGACUGGUGGCGCUGGCAAUGGUCUUCCUCAGCUCCAUGGGUCAUAGCGAUGCUCUCAAGCUCUCCAAGGCGAGAAGACAGAGACGGGUUAGUACUGAGGGGCCACCAUCUUGCCCCAAAGGCUGUGACCGAUGCUCUGAGUAUAAUGGCUGCAUUAAAUGUAAGCCCAAGCUCUUCAUCUUCCUGGAGCGCAAUGACAUCCGUCAGAUAGGCGUGUGCCUGGCCUCCUGCCCCAUGGGAUACUUUGGGAUGAGGAACCCAGAAGGCAACAACAGAUGCAUCCAAUGUAAAAUAGACAACUGUGAAGCAUGUUUCAAUCGCAAUUUUUGCACAAAAUGUAAGGAGGGCUUGUAUUCACACAGCGGGCGAUGUUAUGUAAGCUGCCCUCCAGGACAGCGCACCGCCAACGAGACCAUGGAGUGUGUCGGUCAGCCUGCUUCAGAGUGCGAACUGGGUGAGUGGAGCCAGUGGGGUCCCUGUAUGAAGAAAAACAAAACAUGUGGAUUUAAGAAAGGCUCGCAGUCUCGGGUUCGUUCACCCCUUCCACAGGUCCACAGCCUGGACACCACCCCGGCCUUUGUACCCUCUCAGACCUGUGUUCCAGAGACAGAGAGAAGGAAAUGCGUUGUGACCAAGGCACCCUGUGCAAGAGAGAGGAAGAAUAAGGGAGACCAACAAGAUGAUUCAAACAGCAGAGAGAGGGAGAAUGCACGUGGGCAAGGACGAGAGGGCAAAGAUGGCAGUAGAGGAGGAGGAGGAGGAGGAGGAGGUGGUGGUGGCGGUGGUGGUGGUGGCGGUGGUGGUGGUGGUGGGAAGAGGAGAAAAGGCCAGAGCAGGACAACCACUGCUCCUAGCAUCACAACCAGCUCUGUCACCUAAACUUCAGUGCCUGCUGGGUGGGGCUGAAAGAAAAGCAGAGACGGUGCCUCACCCAGCAGUGCCAGCCAUAGACCAAGAUCAAAGUGAUGGAGGAAUGGAUUACUGCUGCUAUGCGUUGUCGAAGAUGCAAAGAGAACUGGAGGAUCGCUGCAACACAAAAGUUUUUCCAGAGCUUUUUGAAUACAUGAACCUAUCUGGAAGAGACUAGUGUCUCUGUAGUACUCUGAAAAACUUGUUGAUUUUUCAUUCCACUGUGAGGGAUCAGUAGAAGCAAAGCCACAGUGAAGAUUGUGGUUCAGCAUGGUUUGUUUCAUGAACUGAUCUAUGUCUCUUCUUGAACUAAGAACAGAUCCUGUGUAUAAAAUGGAAGUCUGAUUAUGAAUGAAGGGCCUCUUCAGUCCCCUCUGGUAAAUGAUGUAUUUUCUUCCAGUCUGAUUUUAAUCACUUUAAUCUGUUCUUCAUUUGUUUUCAUGUUUGUGAGAGAAGGCAGAUGGAUAUUCUCAACAGCCGCUGUGUGUGAUGUAAAGACAGUGGAUAGUAUUAGGUCUUUGUACCUUUAUUUCCUAUUGUGACAUGAAACAGAGAAGAAAAGGCACUGGAAAUCAUUUGUGGUUGGUGAGGACAGGUCUUCUAUAUAUUAUUCUGAUGAGGGAGUCUAUUACAAAGCAAGCCUAAGAGAACAUAUAGAGGGGGAUUACUGGGAGCUCAGCUCAUAUCCUCUGGUGUCCUGACACAGACCUUCGCCAUUUGAUAGCUUAGUUUGUUGACGUUUGUAUCAGAAAAUGACUCUGCACGGAAAACGAGGAAUUAAAAACACAAAUAUUUGCAUUGUACAAGGUUGCAUGUGUGUGCCAUUGUGCAUGCAAGCUUGUGUGUGCGUGUGUUUGUCUCUACCUAAAGUCUGGGUGUCAGUGUACUCUGUUUGCAUUUCUGCACGGAAUCAAGUUGUUUGUGGACGGAACUUAGUCGUUUGUACAUGUGUGCUUACAUUUGCACAUAUGUGUUCAUAUUGGUCUCAUAGAUUGAAGGAAUAAGGUCUGGAGAUCAAGCGCAACGAGAUGUAAAUGCACAGGGGUAUAUCAAGUAUGCAGUAACUACAAGCCACUGAAUAUUAUAUAAGCCAUCAAAUCAUGAGCUGCUCAGUAAUCGUGUAUUUUUGCAACAGGGUCUGAAGAUUUUGCACAACUAUAAUGUUUCCUAUGGCUCAAGUUUCAGAACAAUCAUAGCAUUUUACACAUGAAUACUCAAAAAGCUGGCUUCAUAACAUUGCAGAUAAAAACAAAACCUUUUUUUUUUUUACUCCUAGAAUGUCUUCCGUGGGUCUGUUUGCUUUCCACAAGAUGCAGAAGUUACACGCUACAUUAUUCAUUCAUACUAUGGAUUGUGAUACUGAAUAUGUCAAACUGUGUUUAUCAUCAAACGUAAGAAGUAUUAGUAUCAUCAUGUAUAGCU